UAGUCAGUUUUAAGACAAACUUGCCUCUCGCAUCGCAAAUAUGACAGGAUAUAGUAAUUGUCAGUCAUGUUCAGUGACCAAUAGCUCGUUAUAAAGAUAAACGCGCUGACACAAUCUUCACACUGUGCUGAUAUAAACGACUGUGUUGGUAUCAACAAUACUGUACUAAUUAUAAAAGCUGUAUACAGUCUUCACACCGUGCUGUUAUAAACAGAAAGUUUAAGGGCUGAAUAAUGUUGUACAAAAUGAAAGUGAAUCAGUUGACAACUGUUAUAACUCUAUCAUCUGUAAUAUUAUAUUAUAGUGUUGCAAUAGAUAUGUGCAGAGAUACAGACAACGUCGACUGUCAAUCAUGUGGUAAUACUGACUAUCCUAGAGAUGAGUUUUAUAGACAGAACUGUAUGAGGUCAUGUGAUGUUUGUACAGGUACAAACAUAGCUCUUGGCAAACCAACAGCCCAGAGUACAACAUAUUUUGAUUCCAGAUCAUCUUCAAGUAAAGCUGUAGAUGGUAGUACUGGUAAUAACUGGUCGAGUGGUCAAUGUACACAUACAAACGAAAACACUGUUGGUGGCUGGUGGUGUGUUGAUCUACAACAGAUUUAUAAGAUUGACACCAUCAAACUAUUCAACAGAGACAAAUAUGAAGACAGAUUACAAGGAUUUGAGAUUAAGAUAAGUUCUAGUGGUACAUGUAAUCAAACAGGACUUUCAUCAGCUACAUCAUGUUAUAAAGAUACACCACCAACAAUACAAGAUAUAUAUACAAUAGAUAGAUGUAAUCAACCUACAUCAACUAGUAUAUCUGCUAAAACAGUAUAUGUCACUAUUGCUUCAAGUCAACCACUUACUUUAUGUGAAGUUCAGAUAUUUUCUGAUACACUCACCAAUGUUGCUCUUCGUCAACAAUUAGUACAGCAGAGUUCUACAAGAUAUGGUGCUGUUGCUUCUAGAGCUGUAGAUGGUAAUACUAAUAGUGAUUGGUCUAAUGGAUCAUGUACUCAUACAAUAGAAGGAUAUUCUGGUUGGUGGUGUGUUGAUUUACAACAGUUGUAUUAUUUCAACCAAAUUAAAAUAUAUAACAGACAGAACACGUCGUUUUGGGGGAGAUUACAAGGAUUUGAGAUAAAGACAAGUUCUAGUGGUCAGUGUAGUGAAGAAGGACUUCAAUCAGCUACAUCAUGUUAUAAAGAUACAACAUCAACACAGUCUGUUUAUACUGUAACUGGAUGUAAUCAACCUUCAUCUACAUCAUUUUCUGGUAGAACUGCCUAUGUGAAAAGCUUUAACAACGCCCUAGUAAUGUGUGAAGUUGAAAUAUUUGCAGAUCUAGCACAAUGUAAUACUGGAUACUACAGUACAUCACGUUCUACAUGUCAACCAUGUAAUACAUGUUCUAAUAACAGAUGUGAUCCUACUACUGGUGUUUGUACUGGAGGAUGUAAAACAGGUUUUUAUGGUACAAAAUGUCAACAGAGCUGUAAUACGUGCCACGAUGACAGAUGUGAUUCUACUGAAGGCGUUUGUACUGGAGGAUGUAAAACAGGUUUUUAUGGUACCAAAUGUCAACAGAGCUGUAAUACGUGCCAUGAUGACAGCUGUGAUUCUACUACCGGCGUUUGUACUGGAGGAUGUAAAACAGGUUUUUAUGGUACAAAAUGUCAACAGAACUGUAAUACGUGCCACGAUGACAGCUGUGAUUCUACUACUGGUGUUUGUUCUGGAGGAUGUAAAACAGGUUUUUAUGGUACAAAAUGUCAACAGAACUGUAAUACGUGCCACGAUGACAGCUGUGAUUCUACUACUGGUGUUUGUUCUGGAGAUUGUAAAACUGGUUUUUAUGGUACCAAAUGUCAACAGAGCUGUAAUACAUGCCAUGAUGACAGCUGUGAUUCUACUGCCGGUGUUUGUACUGGAGAUUGUAAAACUGGUUUUUAUGGUACCAAAUGUCAACAGAACUGUAGUGAUGGCUGUUUAAAUAAUCAAUGUUCAAAAUCUGAUGGUAGAUGUAAUGACUGUAAACCUGAUACAGUUGGUCCAUACUGUAACCUAACCUGUGGUACAGAAUGUCAACCAAGAACAGACCAGACCAGUGUCACUUGUGAUAGAAAUGGUCGAUGUACUGAAUGUACUGUUGGAAGAUAUGGUGAUAGAUGUGAUACGAACUGUAAUACUGGUUGUACUGUUUGUGAUAGAGAUGAUGCCAACUCCUGUACUGAAUGUAAAGAUGGAAGAUGGGGAUCAUCAUGUAAUAAACUAUGUAAUACUAACUGUAAACCAGUAGUUUGUACAACUGUUGGUAAGUGUGAUCAGAUGACAGGGGAUUGUAUAAAUGGAUGUGUACCUGGUAAAAUAGGAUCCAACUGUACAACAGACUGUGAAGCAGGUCGUUAUGGUGACAACUGUACCAGUAAAUGUGGUAACUGUGCUGAUGAAACACCAUGUGAUGCAAUUACUGGUAGUUGUGGACUUGGCUGUGCUGAUGGCUUUCAAGGUCCAGCCUGUAAGGAGCCUCUACCUGCUUUGUCAAGUAUAACAUUAAGUCCUGUUGUAAUUGGUGUAAUCGGUGUUCUGGUCGGUGUUCUGUGUGGUAUACUAGGAUCGGUAGCUGUCUUCCUGUCAUAUCAUUUCUAUAAGAAAAGGCGUCAAUCGAAUAACAGUAAUACAGAUUUAAACCCGACUACUUCUACAACAGAUGAUACAUUAACCACCAGAUAUCAGAAUAUUCCAACUAAUACACGUAAUUUAGAAUAUGGAAACCCAACUAGUUCUACAACCGAUGAUACAUUAACCACUGUAAAUCAGAAUAUUCCAACUAAUACACGUAAUGUAGACUUUGUAAACCUAUCGUUUAAUACAGAAGACAAUACAAGAAAUAUGUAUGAUACAUUAGAGCUCACACCAGAUAACACACAGCAAAUAUACACAACUUUAGGUUCUUACAAACCCAAUUAGUAUACUGUAUAUUUUAUAUAAAAGAUACUUAAAUCAAAAACAUGAUAUAUGGAGAAACAUUUUAUUUAUGUUUCAUUCGUUCAAAAUUCUUUUAAUUCACAUUUACAUCUCUAAACCGUUUACUCUAGUAGACAAGGCUGUCAGAUAAGAAAUUAGAAUAUCAGUUGUAAAGUCACUCGAUCUCUACAAUUUGAGUGCCAUGAUGCAUUAAACAUACUUUCCCCAGAAAAGUAUUUAUCGGGUGGUUAUUUCCAAUAAAAGUAUAGCCAGUUUGGUAAAUAUGGAAAGUAAAAAUAUCCAAUCUUACUAGAAAAAUACUGGAUUCCCUUAAAAACACCCAUGGAGCGCAAACAGGACAAAAAUGUAAGGGUUUCUCUAAUCGGCAGCUCGACGAUUAGGAAUGUCUGCUCGCGUCACGUCAGAGGUAGCACGCGACGAUAGAGCUUGGUGUAUAUAUGUUGAUAAACUUGAUGAAGACUUAAACGAACAACGCUUUCUGAGAUAAAAUCCACGGGAAAAGACGUGGGCAGUGGAUAAUACGAGAAUUUAAUUAGGCUUCGAUAUUUAUGAUUUAUGGGUAGCGAUUAAAGACAACAUCGUCUUGUGUAUGCAAUGAAUUCUCCCCAACUUCGCACCCGUUGCUAGGUAGUGUGUCAGCUAAAUCACGUUACAUGAACAUGACUUUUUUUUAUUAGAUUUUUUAUAGUGGGGGUAUCCCCUCGCGAAAACAGUGUUUUGAGAAGGAUGAAAAGCAAAAUUGUUGAUAGAUUUAUUAGUUUGAAUAUGUUUUGAGUCAAAAAUACAUCAUCAAAUAACCCAGUUUAUACGCGGGAACGUAUCUUUAAAGGACUAUAAUAUUGGUGUCAGGCAUUAUCACAUAUGUGAUAGAACUGGUUAUACACUUUCCAAAUACAAUUUUAACACAGAGAUCAUUGCUACAGUAGAUGCGUAACGAAGAUUUGAAGAAACGGAAGUGACGCAAAAUUUUAUAUUACUGAUUGAGGUAACGAGCGAUAAUUUCUGGUCACUGAUAAAUUCUUCGAAGACAAAAAUUUGUUAUAUAAGAAUAAUUAACUGUUAGUAGAUAAGAGAAAACGUAGAAGUAGAAAACGAAAAAGCAUAACCAUGUAUAGAAUGAAUAAAAACACGUGAAUGUACGGGCGUUUUCUAUUUUUCUCGUUUUCUCUUAUCUUGUGUAUAGGUUUCGCGUGAUCAAUUAAGUUGUUUUCUUAUAUUAUAUAUAGUUAUAUUAUAUCUUGAUUAAGUUGUUUUCCUAUGUUAUAUAUUGUUAUAUUAUAUCUGGAUUAAGUUGUUUUCCUUCUAUUAUAUAUAGUUAUUAUAUUUGGAUUAAGUUGUUUUCUUAUAUUAUAUAUAGUUAUAUUAUAGUUGUAUUAUA
Molecule: messenger RNA, 4350 nt
Organism: Patella vulgata (common limpet)
Lineage: Eukaryota; Metazoa; Mollusca; Gastropoda; Patellidae
Product: multiple epidermal growth factor-like domains protein 10
Exons: 11
Coding region: 234-2954 (906 amino acids)
Molecular function (GO): protein binding
Source: RefSeq, a predicted model, not a curated record